CCUCCACUACAACGCCCUUAAUCACCACCCCCAGCCGCUAUACGCGAUGAGUAAGAGUCGUCGGCGUGGACGCGGGCGUGGUCGUCGUUCUCUAGCCGCGUCCAGAAAUUCGGGCAUUGACAACGUUGUAGCCCAAGAGAAAGCUGCGGCAGACCGGGAGUUCGCAUUGAUGGACCACGUAUAUGCGUUCACAGUUGAUGGACUUCGGACAAGCGACAAGGCCAUCAGCAAUGCAGGCAACCUUGGAAUACGGAACGUACUGUUCAAGACUGGGGAUGAUGUUAUACUGAAUUCUCCAUAUGACGGUACCCACGACAUUUGGAUUGGGCAUAUUAGUCAAAUUCGUGCUAACCAGGACAGAACCGAAGCGAUAGCAAAAGUUCGCUGGUACUGGUCCCGUAACGACGUAGCGGCAUAUAUCAAGUCAUUCAAGCCGGAAAACUAUUCUCCGUACGAACGUAUCCUAUCGGACGACUAUGAUUACGUCGCUCCUUAUGCCUUCCAAGGACGACUCUCAUGUAUCGUAAGAAGCAAGUCAAGGUCGAGCCCCCAUUUAGACAAGGACCCGAUGCAUUUCUGCCCAAGGCUUGACUGUCGCACGUGGUAUCACUCAUCGUGCCUCCCCCAUUUGAACGCUGUCGACGUGGUCGCGCCUCCGUCCACCCGCGGGAUCCGACUCCUCGCCGUCGAUCCCGACAGCGAAGCCCCCUUCGUAUUGUUCGGUCAUUUCUGCGAGCCCGAGUCUCGCGACCUUGUUCCCGAGUCGACGGAGCAGAUGACAGUACACGAAGUCCUCGAGCUCUGGGGCCGCCAUCGCUCGAUACUCUCUCACUUACCCCCAAGCCUCCUCACUAUCGCGCAGUCACCCAUUGUCCGCUGCUCCGGCGCCUCAAAUGGCUGGGCGAUCGGCAACGUCGCAGACGUCGUCCUCGCGCGCCGCUUUGUCUACGCUGCGAUCGAGCACGACGGCGCCCCCGAAGCCUCGGAGAAGUGGUACGAGCUUCUCAAGCGCGAGCGUGCGCGCCAGGAAGACCUGUUCUGGCUCACGCAGGGGAGGACUAUCGACGUUGACAUAGCUAUGAACUGCGAACGCGACCACGAGAUUCACCAGCCUGGAGGGCACGAGCUAUGGGGCGGCCUUUGGGAUGGCUUGCAGACGGGAACGGCGGGAGAGGGGAUAUCGACUCAGCCUGAUGAAGUCACUGCGUUGGAAGGCUUAUGUGAAGAUUUGGCCCAGUUCGAUCUGCUCGCGAGUGUAUACGUGCCGUAUUGGGAGAGGAGGGCGAGGGAGUUCGAGGCUGCUGCGGAGUUGUUAAGUGGUCCCGCUUUCGUCUGUCCGCAGUGCCGCUCUGCUAUAUAGUCGAUAUCUCUUUCAGUGCUCUGUGAUUCGCUUUCGUUCGUUCCACCAUUGCUAGCGCUGUACAUCUUACCGCCCCUUGCAUUUUGUCCUUGCUCUCGCAGUGCUAUGUUACGUUCGCUCCUCAUGUUCGACGGGACGAUUGAUCAUUCUGAUCUAAAGC
Dichomitus squalens LYAD-421 SS1 is the source of this 1520-nucleotide messenger RNA. RefSeq lists its product as uncharacterized. Lineage: Eukaryota; Fungi; Basidiomycota; Agaricomycetes; Polyporales; Polyporaceae. The transcript has 9 exons. The record is from RefSeq and is a predicted model, not a curated record. Gene Ontology annotation, molecular function: chromatin binding. The coding region runs from base 47 to 1360 and encodes 437 amino acids.